GAGUUCCUCCCAAGCCCAGCACCACAGACAGGGAGCCAUUUUCAUGGAGGAGGAAAGCUCACCAGAAGAGACAGGAGGGUAGAUGUACAAAAGAAAAGGUCAGGCUUGAAGCUGUAAAAUGAUAUAUGGAAAGCUCACUGCAAGGUAAAAUCAAAAUAUCACAAAUGAUGGAUGAAUACAAAGACCAACAAUUUUCAGAUGAAAAGAACUCCACAUUUGAUUGUGGAAUCGAAGAGAGGUCGAGAGUCAUUGUGGAACAAGAACUACAAGUUGAUAAUGAAGACCGGAGGCUCUCAGCUCACUCAACAAGUGAAACUGAAAACCAAACGUUGACUGCAGCUAUCCAAGAUUCUGAUGGCGAUUUGGAAGACGACUGUGAUAUUCAUGAUGGAGAGUUGCAACCCACAUGUUUAUCAAAGAAACUUGUCAAAAGAAGAAAAGCCCAAAAAAGACAUGCAGACAAUGAUGGUGACAGGGGAUUGCUGAACUUGUCUGUGGAAGAGAAACAUGGCAAAGGACAAAACUCUAUUACAACUCUCAACGAGGACAGUGACGGAGAUGAGUAUGAAGCAAAGCCUUUUGGGAUUUCUUCCACAAGCCCGGUCCAAAGAAAGAAAAUGAAAACCAAGCAUGGAGUGGCUGCUGCUGAUCCUGCUCAAUGCGGUCAUUUGCAAAUUAAAGGGAAGACCCCAUGGAAUGAGCAGGAGAAGCUGGCAGUUAAGCGACACUUGGCUGUUUUUGCGGAAGGUGCCAGGAAAAAAGACUGUCUCCUAUGCAUUGAAAAAUCCUCUCCUGUUCUCCAAAAGAGAACCUGGAAAGAUGUGAAAUAUUGUGUAUAAUGAAAUGAUAAAGAUUGCAAAAUCACUAAAACAUUAAGGCAUUUCUAAGUUUCUCGACACUUACACAAACGUUAAUGUUUAAAAAGCUGUAAGGCUUCUGUUUAUAUAAUAAAAAUGUGUUAAAAUG
Molecule: messenger RNA, 966 nt
Organism: Nothobranchius furzeri (turquoise killifish)
Lineage: Eukaryota; Metazoa; Chordata; Actinopteri; Cyprinodontiformes; Nothobranchiidae
Source: RefSeq, a predicted model, not a curated record